AUGGCUGAACAACUCGACAUGGGUCGUCUCUCUCUGCACGACUCGCAACACGCUCCCGGCGGCUUCCAGCCUGAGCGUGCUGCGUACAUUCCCCCUCACCUGCGCGGCCGACAGUCGCAGCCCGGUCCGCCGCCCGCCAUGGACGGCCCAGCGCCGAUGAUGAACGGUAGCGGCGGUCUCGGCGGCAGCGCCUGGGGCCCCACCCGAGCAUAUGGUGGCCCUCCUCAGCAGCGCGUGAACGGCAAUGCUGGUGGCAACUGGGCCAACGCCCCCAACUUCACUCCUCGAGGUAGUGACGCUCCCCCACCUCAACAACCCGGAGGCGGCUGGGGUGCCGCGCCGGGCAAAUUCGACCCAAAUGCUUAUGGAAAACCAGGUGCAGGCGGAGGCGCUGCACGUGGAUCUGGCGAUGGACAGUGGAGGGACGGUAAGCACAUCCCCGGUCCCGCCAAUCCGCGUCUGGAGCGCGAGCUUUUCGGGGUCCCCAACGACCCGUCGAAGCAACACACCGGUAUCAACUUCGAGAAGUACGACGACAUCCCCGUCGAAGCCUCCGGCCAAGGGGUCCCGGAGCCCGUCACGAAGUUCACGAACCCACCUCUUGACGACCACCUCCUGGGCAAUAUCGAGCUCUCCGGCUACAAGGUCCCCACCCCGGUCCAGAAGUACUCCAUUCCCAUUGUCAUGGGUGGCCGCGACCUGAUGGCCUGCGCCCAGACAGGUUCCGGCAAGACCGGUGGUUUCUUGUUCCCCAUCCUCUCCCAGGCUUAUCUGCAUGGCCCGACUGCUGCUCCACCGGCACAGGCUGGCGGCUACGGCUAUGGACGUCAGCGCAAGGCCUAUCCCACCUCUCUUAUUCUGGCACCCACACGCGAGCUGGUGUCCCAGAUCUACGACGAGGCCCGCAAGUUCGCCUAUCGCUCCUGGGUGCGACCUUGCGUUGUCUACGGUGGUGCCGAUAUUGGCUCUCAGCUUCGCCAGAUCGAGCGCGGCUGCGAUCUUCUCGUCGCCACUCCCGGUCGUUUGGUCGACUUGAUUGAGCGUGGUCGCAUUUCUCUCCAGAACAUCAAGUACCUCGUUCUUGAUGAGGCCGAUCGUAUGCUGGACAUGGGUUUCGAGCCGCAGAUUCGUCGCAUCGUUGAGGGCGAGGAUAUGCCCCCUACCGCUGGGCGUCAGACUCUAAUGUUUUCUGCCACCUUCCCGCGAGACAUUCAGAUGCUCGCCCGCGACUUCCUGAAGGAGUAUAUCUUCCUUUCCGUUGGUCGCGUUGGCUCCACCUCUGAGAACAUUACUCAGAAGGUUGAGUACGUCGAGGACAUCGACAAGCGUUCCGUUCUUCUCGAUAUCUUGCAUACGCACGGCGCGGGUCUCACUCUCAUCUUCGUUGAGACGAAGCGCAUGGCCGAUUCUCUUUCCGAUUUCCUUAUCAAUCAGGGAUUCCCCGCUACCUCGAUUCACGGGGACCGUACUCAGCGCGAGCGUGAGAAGGCCUUGGAGAUGUUCCGUACCGGACGUUGUCCAAUCCUUGUCGCCACUGCCGUUGCCGCUCGAGGACUUGACAUAUCGAAUGUCCAGCACGUCGUGAACUACGACCUCCCGACCGAUAUCGACGACUAUGUCCACCGCAUCGGCCGGACCGGGCGUGCCGGAAACACAGGCAUGGCCACCGCUUUCUUCAACCGCGGCAACCGGGGUGUCGUCCGCGACCUCAUUGAUCUCCUGAAGGAAGCCAACCAGGAGGUUCCUUCCUUCUUAGAGAGCAUCGCCCGCGAAGGCUCCGGCUUCGGCGGUGGUCGCGGCGGUGGCGGUCGUGGUCGUGGCCGUGGUACUACUGCUACUCGCGAUGUCCGUCGCUAUGGAGGCGGAGGCGGUGGCGCAGGCGGCGGAGGCGGCGCUGGCUUCGGUGGAGGUUGGGGCGGUGGCGCUUCACAGGGUGGCUACGGAGGUUACCCACCUCCAGGUGGAUACGGACCUCCUAGCGGCGGCUACGGUGGUGGUGGCUUUGGGGGAGGCUACGGCAACCCCUCCGGCCCUGCCGGCAACUCGUGGUGGUAA
Molecule: messenger RNA, 2055 nt
Organism: Trematosphaeria pertusa
Lineage: Eukaryota; Fungi; Ascomycota; Dothideomycetes; Pleosporales; Trematosphaeriaceae
Product: DEAD-domain-containing protein
Exons: 3
Coding region: 1-2055 (684 amino acids)
Cellular component (GO): nucleus
Molecular function (GO): RNA helicase activity; RNA binding; ATP binding
Source: RefSeq, a predicted model, not a curated record